GAGGGGUGCUGUAGGAAAGCCAAUGAUGCAGGCUCAAGAACAAGGAUUUGACCUGGAGUUCACACUAGCGGGUGCUAGCAUUUAGGUCACAGCCCAGUGACACCAGCUUGCCAAAAAGGGACUAAUGCAGACAGGAGCUUCCUGUUAUGAAUCCUGUCUGGUGAAGAACAAGUCUUCUCACCUAGCUGGUGUGGCUGCUCUGCCAUGUGAGCCUGUCGAUGUCAAUCACAACUGAGUGCUGAUUGGCAGCUUGGAGUCUCCUUGUUGCCUCCGUGCUCACAUCUGCUUGGGGUUUUACUUGCAUGCCGGUUCCUGCGUUUUGCAUUAAACCUACACGCUGCUGAGUGUUGCACCACAAGCAGCUCAAUGAAGGCUCUUCGCUUACCACCUUAUUCUUCCUGCAACACCCAGCUGUGUGAUGACUGUAUGUACCAGCAACAUUCACAGUGCUUUCGAGACUUCAGUCGAUCUCAAAGAGGCUACCAGACCUACCGGGGCGUGCCAUGGGACCUUCAAAGAGUUCACCAGUUGGCCACCAAACCAAAAUUUUUCAAGCCCUGGAAGAGCGCUUUAAUCGCCGUGGCUGUAGCAAUGGCAUUGGCAAUCACCAUCGGCCUCCUGGUGUAUUUUUUGGACUAUGAUCAGAAGCUAUUCUAUUACAAUGGCAACUUUAAAGUCACCAGUGUCCAGUACAGCAAUGGCCUGGCCAGACAAUCCUCAGGAGAGUUUAGAGACCACAGCAGAAGGAUCGAGACAGUGAUAGACAAGACAUUUCAGAAUUCCAUUCUAAGAAAAAAAUAUAUCCGGUCACGUGUUAUCAGACUGAGCCCUGACACUGGUGGAGUGGUGGCACAGGUUGUGCUCACAUUCCUUUUCUCCGCCACUGAUAACAAAGCAGCAUUACUGGGAAAAGUCAAUAGUGUCCUACAGAAGAAACUGAAUAAAUAUUCUGGGCCUGUGCGAAUAGAUCUUGCAUCUUCUACCAUCUCAGGAGAGCUCUCUCCCAUCGGCAUAGAGUGGCUACACAAGCGAUCUUACAGUGGCGCAGCUGCAUCAGUUCAGCUGUGUUGCUGUAAGUUCACUCGUGUAGACCUGGCCCCAGGCUAGCACUCUCACUACUGGCCCAUCCUUCCUCCCUACUGAUCUGCUUAGAAGAAAACAAGAGAUGGGACUGAUUUCUGAAGCAUUGGUGAGAGAUUGUUGAGCCUCAAGAUGUGUCUGGAUGGAACUAGAGUACAAAAGCAGUGCACCUGCAGAAAGAAACAACCAGACACCAUUCAACGUGUAUGCAAAAGCUGGCUGGAAGAUACAUUAAUAGACUGAAUAAUAUUUAACUGUAUGAUGGGGUGAACUCACACCGCACUGGACGGGGAAGGGUUAACUCCUCACUGUGGGCAGAGGACACCACACCCCCACAUCCCUACAGGGCAUGCUCCCGCUGUAGCAGCCGUAUAAGAGGGAGCAGCCUGGCUGGGCUGACUGCCGGAAGCUCCUUGCUGGCUCCUGUCCAGGAACCACUGGAGCCCUGGACUACAGAAGCCAGAGGUGCUGAGACCCACACAGAUGCCCAGCUACCUAUGGACCCCCCAGGGAGGUCAGAACUACAAGGAGUUGCACCGGUCAAAGAACCAUUGUCCUGAGUGUUGCGGAUGGAUCCCCGCUGACCCAGUGGUGGACACGCUCGCCACUGCCAGGGCCCUGGACUGGGACUCAGUGGAGCAGGGAUGGCCCAGAUCCCCCUACUUGGCCACCAAGCCCCUGCAACUUUAGUGACUCCGGCCGUGGGGCCGUACAACCCCGCCCAGAGGGCGACUUUAUUGACUCUGGCCGCUAGGCCAUAUAGCUGCGCCCAGAAGGUGGCUCCGGCUGUUAGGCUAUACAGUCCUGCCCAGAGGGCAAUUUUAUUGACUGUAGCCAGUAGGCCAUGCAGCCAUGCCCGGAGGGGUAUCUUCGUCAACUCUGGCCACUAGACCUGGCUGCUGGUGAACCCAGAGUAUCAUUAAUGACUCUGGCUACUAGGCCUUACUGCCCUGUAGACCCAGGGUAUCUCUGUUGACUUUGGCCAUUUGGGCCUUAUUUCCUUGCAAACCCCAAGAUACCUCUAUGGACUCUGGCAGCUGGGCCUUACUGCCUUGCAAACCCCAAGAUACCUCUAUGGACUCUGGCAGCUAGGCCUUACUGCCCAGCAGAGAAGGGCUGCCCCCCACCCCCAGAUGUGGGUCACGUGACCCUAUUGCCCUUUGGAGCAAGACGAUUCCAGCCAUUGGGCCUUAAAACCCUAUGGAUCAAAGCAUCUCUAUGGACUCCUGCCCUUAGGUCUCACGUCCUGGAGACAGAGGGCAGCUUGAAGGACAGGGUGAACUCACCCCAUGCUGGAUGGGGUCUCCCCAUCCCAUCACAAACUGUUAUUAAAGACUGCAAGCUCUGGUCCCCUUGAGGCAAGGCUUAAUGUUGCAAGGUAUAGUUUGUGGUCCCCUUUUUGAGGAGUUUAUUGUGGAAAUGGUUGGAAAUCAGAGGUGUCCUGUUUGUUAGAAGGGGUAAUGUAUAGUGGGCCAGACCUUCCCCUACCCCCCCUGCAUAGAGGCUGUGUUGUACAGAGGAUCUAAGAAGUAUUGUAGAGCAGGAAUCUUUCCACCUAAGCCAGUGGCUUGGCAUGGACUGGCUGUGCAGUUACAACAUCACAUGCUGCAUUCUUCAUGACCUGUUUUCCCUGUGCAGCAAAACCACUGUACUCCUGCUAAAUGUAUGACAUUUGCUUCCCUGCUUCUGCAGGCAUGGCUAGACCCUGAGCUUGUUCUUCAGAAACACUCUUUCUCCUCACACUAUAGUGACAGAUUGGGCUUGGACUCGACUUUUCCUAUGCAACACAAAGGUGAAUAAAUCUCUAGAUGAAGCCUGCACGUUUGUCUAACUUUUUGUCUUUCUAUUUUUAACUGAUCACAAAAGGCAAAGAUGAAGCUUUAUUUCAUUGUGUGUCUGGGGCUUGCUCAGCAUGACCAGACCCCAGUAGUGGUGAUCAAUUGUCUAUUGCCUAGUGACAGGAGAAAUUCUAAAGGGCAAGAGGGUUGGCUCAGUUAAGCACCUACAACACUGGAUUGCUUAUCACACCCUUUUAGAACUGUCCAAACGGUUUAAGGCCCUAAUCCUGCAAUGAGACUACUCAUAUACUUAAAGUUACCCAAGCGCUAUAAAAGUUUGCAGGAUUGGGGUAUACGCCUGUAAAACUGCAUAGUCUGUCAUGAGAUUUCCAGUACUCUUUAUUGUCCA
Messenger RNA from Dermochelys coriacea (leatherback sea turtle), 3267 nucleotides. Its product is annotated as transmembrane protease serine 11D-like. The transcript has 6 exons. Lineage: Eukaryota; Metazoa; Chordata; Testudines; Dermochelyidae. Bases 367 to 1107 code for a protein of 246 amino acids. The record is from RefSeq and is a predicted model, not a curated record.